Messenger RNA from Fusarium odoratissimum NRRL 54006, 471 nucleotides. RefSeq lists its product as uncharacterized. The coding region runs from base 1 to 471 and encodes 156 amino acids. The record is from RefSeq and is a predicted model, not a curated record. Lineage: Eukaryota; Fungi; Ascomycota; Sordariomycetes; Hypocreales; Nectriaceae. The transcript has 2 exons.
AUGGAUAUCGAGAUGACAAAUGCUCUUGGGGACAGAAAUGCUGUUAGCUCUGAGGAUGGCAUCAACCAAUCUGGCCGUGGUAGGCUCCUAACAUCCUCUGCGGAACAGGGCAAUUUGUACAAUAGUAGUGAUGCUAUGUAUCGCAGCGGGGAAUCAAUCCCGCAUGGCCAGGACGGCCCAACAUCCGUAGUAAGUAAUAGAGGAGGUUAUGUUACUCGAUCGGAUGAUGCCCGACCCAUUUAUGUCUAUCGUCUUGGUCCACAGGAAUUGACUGACUUCAAUGCCAUACUUGCCGCCGGGGAACAUCAAUGCUCUCCUGGUCUAGAUGGCGAAGACAUUAUACCAGUUGAUGCUGAUGGAUAUGAAUGUGAAUUUUGUAAGGCGUGCGAGGAUUACAAUCGUACAGCUGGCCAGAACAACGUGCACUGGUACACUGGAAGUCAUUUGGACUACGAUAUGGAUAGGGAAUAA